This is a messenger RNA of Chara braunii, 847 nucleotides long. Lineage: Eukaryota; Viridiplantae; Streptophyta; Charophyceae; Charales; Characeae. The record is from the annotation of a GenBank genome assembly.
CCACAAUCAGGCCCGUAGCAGACACCUCCCCCUUGCCCCCCGAGUGCAGCCCCGGGCACAGGCACACCGUCUUUUCUGUCGACCGGCAGCGGGUCCCGGGCAGUGCCAUCGACAGAGCAGUCGGGGGGUGGAACUUCCAUGGGUCUACCGCUACGGUCGGGCUCGCCUCCGAUAAACACGGAGAGGUGGGGGGACACCGAAACCGAUUGGCUAUGUCAGUUCCGGAACGAGGUUAAGGUGCUCAUGGGUGAAGAGACCGAGCAGUACGGUUGCUCAAGGCUGAAAGCGGGUUUCUGGAAGAUCGUGGAGCAGCGCAUGCGAGAGAAGGGUUACAUCCGCAAAGACGACCUGUGUAAAAAUAAGUUCAACCAGAUCUUAGAGUACUGCAGGAAGUUGAAGGCGCACGAGAGGCGGUCUGGUCGAGAGAGCUAUUGGGACAUAAAUAAAGCUCGGAGGAAGAGGUACAACGUUGAUUUUAUGCUUAAGCGGAGUUGGUACGACAUCAUCGACCCGGUGGAGAAGGACAAGGACUCCAUUGAUCUCUCCAAUUUGAUGGACUCGGGUGCGGACGAGGAGCGGCUGGAACACUUCAAAGAUAGGCCCCGUUUUGAUGUUCAUGGUGAUGAUGAUGACGAUGAUGAUGAUGAUGAUGAUGAUGAUGAUGAUGGUGGUGGUGGUGGUGAUGAUGAUGAUGAUGAUGAUGAUGAUGAUGGUGGUGGUGGUGGUAAUGAUGAUAAUAAUGAUGAGGUGCUCGCGUUGGAUCUAGAGAGGUGACACUCGAGAGCGGUCCCUUUGACGGCGUCCUACCGCUGUCAUAGCCGCAUUUUGCUCCGGCGGCCUACCGUCG